Arabis nemorensis is the source of this 2226-nucleotide messenger RNA. The record is from the annotation of a GenBank genome assembly. Lineage: Eukaryota; Viridiplantae; Streptophyta; Magnoliopsida; Brassicales; Brassicaceae.
AUGUCUGGUUCAGGUUCUUGUGGUGGUAGUUGUAGUAUUGUAUGGUUUAGAAGAGAUCUUAGGGUUGAAGACAAUCCAGCUUUAGCUGCAGCUGUAAGAGCUGGUCCUGUAAUUGCAGUGUUUGUAUGGGCACCAGAGGAAGAAGGACACUAUCAUCCAGGUAGGGUUUCUAGGUGGUGGCUCAAGAACAGUUUGUCUCAGCUUGAUUCUUCUCUUAGAAGCCUUGGCACUUGUCUCAUCACCAAGAGAUCUACUGAUAGUGUUGCUUCGCUUCUUGAGGUUGUUAAAUCCACUGGUGCUUCCCAGAUCUUCUUCAACCAUUUGUAUGAUCCCUUAUCCCUGGUCCGUGAUCACCGAGCUAAGGACGUUCUGACAGGGCAAGGCAUAGCGGUUAGAUCGUUCAACGCGGAUUUGCUUUAUGAGCCUUGGGAAGUGACUGAUGAAUCAGGACGUCCUUUCUCCAUGUUUGCUGCCUUUUGGGAAAGAUGCCUUAGCAUGCCUUAUGACCCUGAGUCUCCUCUUCUCCCACCCAAGAAGAUCAUUUCAGGGGAUGUGUCGAAAUGUAUCUCGGAUACGUUGGUCUUUGAAGAUGAAUCAGAGAAAGGAAGCAAUGCACUUCUUGCUCGUGCUUGGUCUCCGGGCUGGAGUAAUGGUGAUAAAGCUCUCACAACGUUCAUAAACGGACCAUUGAUUGAAUACUCUAAGAACCGCAGAAAAGCCGAUAGUGCAACAACCUCGUUUCUUUCUCCACACUUGCAUUUUGGGGAAGUGAGUGUGAGAAAAGUUUUCCAUCUUGUUCGGAUCAAACAGGUUGCAUGGGCAAACGAAGGAAACCAGGCUGGGGAAGAAAGCGUUAAUCUUUUCCUCAAAUCGAUUGGUCUCAGGGAAUAUUCUAGAUACAUAAGCUUUAACCAUCCAUAUUCCCAUGAAAGACCACUUCUUGGUCAUCUAAAGUUCUUCCCUUGGGCUGUGGAUGAGAACUAUUUCAAGGCCUGGAGGCAAGGCCGGACCGGAUAUCCAUUAGUCGACGCUGGGAUGAGAGAGUUAUGGGCUACCGGUUGGUUGCACGAUCGCAUAAGAGUAGUUGUUUCAAGCUUCUUUGUUAAAGUGCUUCAGUUGCCAUGGCGAUGGGGGAUGAAGUAUUUCUGGGACACCCUUCUAGAUGCGGAUUUAGAAAGUGAUGCUCUUGGUUGGCAAUACAUAACUGGUACUCUCCCAGAUAGUCGGGAGUUUGAUCGCAUAGAUAACCCUCAGUUUGAAGGGUACAAGUUUGAUCCGAAUGGGGAAUACGUAAGGCGAUGGCUUCCAGAACUUUCUAGACUUCCAACAGAAUGGAUACAUCAUCCAUGGAACGCACCUGAAUCCGUGCUUCAAGCUGCUGGUAUCGAGCUUGGAUCAAACUAUCCUCGACCAAUUGUAGGAUUAGAUGAAGCCAAAGCACGGCUUCAGGAAGCGCUUUCACAGAUGUGGCAACUAGAAGCUGCUUCAAGAGCUGCAAUAGAGAACGGAUCCGAAGAAGGACUUGGAGAUUCUACUGAGGUGGAGGAGGCUCCUAUCGCGUUCCCCAGGGACAUCACUAUGGAAGAGACUGAACCAACUAGACUCAAUCCAAUCAGGAGAUAUGAGGAUCAGAUGGUUCCAAGCAUUACGACUUCUUUGAUCAGACCUGAAGAGGAUGAAGAGUCAUCUCUGAAUUUGAGAAAUUCAGUAGGAGAUAGCAGGGCAGAGGUUCCGAGGAACAUGGUCAACACCAACCAAGCUGAGCCGCUGAGAGCAGAACCGGCUUCAAACCAAGUCACUGCUAUGAUUCCAGAAUUCAAUAUCAGAAUUGUUGCAGAAAAUACUGAAGACUCGACAGCAGAAUCUUCCAGCAGUGGAAGAAGAGAGAGGGACGGAGGCAUAGUCCCCGAGUGGUCGGGGUACUCGGAACAGUUUGCUAGUGAAGAAAAUGGGAUUGGAGGAGGAAGUACAACAUCUAGCUACUUGCAGAAUCACCAUGAAAUACUGAACUGGAGACGGCUUUCACAAACUGGGUAUUGGACUGAAGUUAAAAGUUCAAUCUUCCUAAAUAAUGCAAUGACUGAACAUAAGGCUUUCAGGAUCCUAAUUUUUUUUACCGGCUUGGCACUUGGUAAAAAAGGCAACUGGAGAUGCAAAGGAGAGGAACUUCAUAAGGGCCGUAACUCCGUGGACAGUAAACUGAGUAUACAUUUGGUAUCGGUUUAA